GUCAGUUCAAGACCUGCAGUGAGACUCGUAGAAGACAGUUUUGGACUUUACUCUGAGGGACGUUCAAGUAUAAACUAAGAUUAUUUCCGGACCCGAAAAUCUAAAAUCACUGGAAUAAUGAAGUCACCAAAACUGAGAGCCCAAGCGAAGUUCGUCAACGAGGAGGACCUGGACGACGUGCUGUGCGAGUUCGACGCGGUGAUCGAAGACUUCACGUCGCCGGUGGAGAAGCGUCACUUCAGGUACGACGAGCACCUGAAGACGGUGAAGAGGAGGAGCUGCGCGAGCGUCAGCGACAGCGGCAUCAGCGACUCAGAGAGUGCAGAGUCUCUCAACAGAAACAGCUUCAGCUUCAGUGACGAGAGGCUCGACUCCCCCACCGUGCUCUCCCCCACCAACUCCUCACCUCCUCUCAUGUCACCAAAACCCAAACUGGGCGACACUAAAGAGCUGGAGGACUUCAUCGCCGACCUCGAUAGGACAUUAGAGAGCAUGUGACGAGGAGGCUCAGAGUCGUCUUGGGAGUGCAGCCACACGAGGGAAGGAGGGAGUGAAUGUUUGGACCCCCCCCCCCCCCCGAGCAGCAUACGCCCGGCUCCUACACCCAAAACCACCCAACAGGAUACAGCUGGAUCCCAGUGGCGUCCAAGCAGCUCCACCACGGCACCAGCUCCUAAAUUUAACCCAGCCAUCUACUCACUUCAACCACCUGGAUACUGGGGCUGUAAGGGCAGCGAAGAGGGCCAAAAUUAGCUUAGCAGGAAACCUGAGGACACAGCAUGAUGCAAUGGACUCCAUGAAUCAUUACGAGGAGUGAGGAGGCGUGAAUGAAACGCCGCAGAGAGUCACUGGAACUUUUACUGUCAGAUCACAUCAACACUCCAACCCCUGAGCUGGAAGAGUAUUUAAAAAAAAAAAAAAAAAAAAGCUUUGUAUAAUAGAAAUAUAUUUGUAAUUUUAUAGAGCUCCUUAUUGUCUUUUCUUUGUGUAAAAUAUAUUUUUGUAUCUUAUGUAAAUAAUAAUUCUAUUUGCCUUAUUAACAGGACGUUCAGAUUAACUGGAAUAAACUGAAUCCUCUCUGGAGAAAGCUGGAAAGCUAUAUGUGUAUUUAAUACAGCGAAUGCAGAGCCAGAGAUAAUAUUAAAGUAUGAAAUGUUCUUUUUACUAA
Labrus bergylta (ballan wrasse) is the source of this 1168-nucleotide messenger RNA. It is a transcript of the gene rgcc, whose product is annotated as regulator of cell cycle. Gene Ontology annotation, biological process: regulation of cell cycle. The record is from RefSeq and is a predicted model, not a curated record. NCBI's taxonomy places the organism in Eukaryota, Metazoa, Chordata, Actinopteri, Labriformes, Labridae.